AACUUUGCGAAGAGAGUGUAAACCUUUUUAAUCGAAUAAAGAGCGUCAAGUGACUAUCACAGAAACUUGUCCCCGCGGGAAACAGUUUUUAACUACAAAUCACCGCCUGUUUGUUUUUCCUUGAACUACAUACGCGCUGCAAUCGAUAAUCAUUCCUCGGUCGGUAAUAAGUUUAUAAAUUUUCAAAUUGAGCACGAGCACACUUCUCGGUUCUGUAACUGUAACCUAAAAUAGAAGUAUGUAAUAUAGAGGACAUAUCAAAAUCACUGCGAUGCUCCGCGUUUAAACCAAUAAAACGCAGAAAUUCCUUAAAGAGCAAUAAUCUGGGCGUACUCCAAUUCCAAUUAUAAUGCACACAAUAUUUGGGUUUCGUACGUUGUUGGUGAAACGUUAGGGUAAGCGAAAGGAUACUGACAGCAAUAAAGUAAUCGAUAAAAUUAGCAACGAGCAUCGGUUCAGAAAUUUGCGUUAUACCUAUUUUAUCAAGUUCCGUCACAGGAACGUUUCUUUCGGAGCAUCAUUUCUCGUUCACCGUGAAAUCCGACCAACAAAUUCAUUAAAUCUCGUGAGAAACCACGCGAUGCAUUCCUUCGGCGAUGUGACUGUAAACAAAUAUCAGCUUAGCGCGAAACGAAGUUCUAAUCGCACCAUUCGCUAAAACAAUUAGCUCACAGUGCUUUAAUAUAUGCUCGUCGAAAUAAAAGCUCCACGCAUUAGUGCAAUAAAUCAUCCAUUGGAUCGUCAAAUGAAUCUCAUACGAUAGCUAACGUUAAUAGCAUUCUAAGUGUUUCGAAAACUUCCAUUAGAACACUAGCUGUUGAAAUGCCAGGCAAAAUAAAAGUGAAAGUACUGGCGGGUCGUAACCUGCCAGUGAUGGAUCGGUCAGGAGACACAACAGAUGCUUAUGUAGAAUUAAAAUUUGGCAAUAUAACGUUUAAGACAGAUGUGUGCAGAAAGUCUUUGAAUCCUCAGUGGAAUUCUGAAUGGUACAGAUUCGAAGUUGACGAUUCAGAGCUACAGGAUGAGCCCUUGCAGAUUAGAUUGAUGGACCAUGACACGUACUCUGCAAAUGAUGCUAUAGGCAAAGUUUACAUAAAUCUAAAUCCAUUAUUAUUGCCUGGAGUACCUCCUACUGUUAAAAAUAUUUGGACACUAGAGGCUGCCAUGAAUACAAACACUGGUUCCCAGAGUGGUUCAGUCAUGACUGGGUGGAUUCCUGUAUAUGACACGAUGCAUGGUAUUCGUGGUGAAGUCAAUAUUAUAGUCAAAGUAGAAUUAUUCUCUGAUUUUAACAAAUUCAGACAAUCCUCCUGUGGUGUACAAUUUUUUUAUUCACCGAAUAUACCACAUGGGUACCAUACACAGAGCAUUCAUGGCUUUGUUGAGGAGCUAGUUGUUAGCGAUGAUCCUGAAUACAAAUGGAUUGACAAAAUAAGAACACCCAGAGCCUCUAAUGAAGCACGUCAAACGUUAUUUUUUAAACUUAGCGGAGAAGUUCAGAGAAAAAUUGGACUGAAAGCUUUGGACCUUGGUGGAAAUGCUGUUAUCGGAUAUUUACAAAAUUUUGAUCUGGAAGGUGAAUCUGGUAUUGUUGCCAGAGGGAUAGGUACUGCUGUAACACUUGUGAAGCUACAAGAUACCUUAAACUUGCCAUCCGACAAUAUUGAAGAGGCAUUCUUUUCACAACACAAAGCACAAAAGGAACAUGCAGGACUCGAUGAGAGUAUGCCGCUAUAUCCCGUCACUCCUACAUGUGUCCCUAAUCCCUUUAUUACAAACAUGCGUAUAAAGGAUAACUUCUCGCAUCACGCAAAGACGCAUAGGGGACCAAAACGAGCUGUGAAAGCUGUAGAGUAUUCAUGUGAUGAAUCGGAAGAUGGGAAAUCUUAUGAGAGACCUCAGAGAGUGAGCAAUAUGAAGAAAUCCGCAGUAUCUUAUUCGAGUUUAAACGAAUCGGUAAUCCAAGAUGCUUCUAUACGAAUCAUGCUAGCUCAGGAGGACGAAAGAGGUGAGAGCAACAAAAGUAUUUUGGACGUUCGUAUGAAGAACUUAAAGAAGUUGUUUGGUUCAAGUGACGGAGACAAUAAAAUGAUCCCACGCGUGACUAGCUCAGCUAGAUCUUCAUUAGCAAGCAUACAUAAUCCAAGAAGACCGAAAAUAUUCAGAGAUAGCAAGAGCAAGGAAGGCAUAGCUUCUCUUCUGAUCAAAUCCAUACACAAAGUGCCUUUGGAAGACGUUAAUGAGGUUCAUGAAUCACCAACAACGCCAUGUAAUAACUUGCAAGAAGAUAGUAAACUUCCAGAACACGAUCAAGAUGCAAUUCAUGAACGUGAGAAUGAAAAGAGAGAAAGGGUAGAGUAUAGAGAGAAAGUUGACGCUUUGUUGUUGAAAGCUCAGGAAAAGACACAAUUCGAUUCGUCGUUCGAAGAGAAUACACCUAGCUCUAAUGACAUCUCGGAUGGCUCUUCAAUAGACAGUGCUAAUUAUGUUGUUCUACGUGACUCAAAGAUAUCGACUGACGAAGAACAAGGGACAAAUUACAGAUUGAUCAGAGCACUCACUAGGUCUGAUACUUUCCCUCCACUACGAUCAAGAUCAUUGAGAAUUAAAUUACACAGAACAGAUAGUGAGACAUGUCCUCUUCACGUGGACGAUGCAUCGUUUCUGAUUAAGUGCAUAUCUACAAAUCAAAUACCGCUUAAUUUCUCACACUCCAUGAAACCACAAAUCAAUAAUAUAGAUGGAAACGACAGAGCAAAUGUGAAUCAAAUUAUUAGGGACGAUAUGCAGCAUCAGCAAAAAUCAGACUCACAAGAUUCCUGUUGCCCUCUUGCGACCAGCACACCUGUAGAGAUACGGCCACCGUUCUUCCCGGUAACUGUGGAGGAUGAGCAUACAUCAAUUAACACAGAAAAAGAACCAAUAAUUACCAUUCGCCAGCCCACCCCAGUAGAGACUGAUAACACAAAUGAUGAACUGUCCUACGUCGAUGAAUCUGAGCCGUCCGCAUCUGCAUACUCUUUAUUGCAAAACAGCGAUACGGAAAGAAAUGAUAGACUAACGUUUGACCAAGUGCACCAAGAAGAAAAGUCAUUCGAUGAAGAAACUGACAACGGUUCCCGCAGAGGCUCGUUUAAAGACAUCGAACAGUUUGAUAAGUUGGAAGAACAUAAUGUGCUGAAGUUUUCUACACUGUCCCAGUCGCUACCAUCAUUGCAACAAUUUCAGGCUUCUGUAAUUGUAGAGUCUUGUAUUAGAGAAAUCAUGGACAGUAAAGCAACCAUAGAUUCUGUAUCAAAGACCUCAUCUAGCAUUGAGAGUUUGAUACAGUCUUCUUGCAACGAUGUGCACAAUACGGAGCAUAAGAACAGGCAACGCAGAAUGUUGGACUUGAUCAAAAUAAUUGAUACAAAGAUGAUGGAACAUCCCGAUGGCUACAACAAUAACGAUCAUUAUAAAUUGAAAAGGAAGAAGAGAGACAGAAUCUAUAGGAAUAUCCAUCCUACGAAUCUGCGGAAAAGUUUGCACAAUAAAUGUUUGAAAAGACGCCUUCAGAUCUACAAGUCCUCAGACAUUAUCUAUCCUCUGAACGAAUCUAUAUUGCCACCAUUGACACCUGACUCCUCUUCCUACAAUUCCUCUCUCGAGAGCAUAAUCAUUGGCGACACUUUAAUGAAAUCACACUCACAUAGAACUGAGUCGUUCAGCUCGAGGCAGAGUUUCAUUACAGAAAGAUCCGUAAUCGAUCUCAAAUCGCAUGAGCUCGCUGCCAAAGAAUUAACUGUAGACACUCAGAGCAGCGAUUCGCUUAGGUUUAGUAGCGGCGCCAUAGAGAUGAAGGAAUUAAAACCGACUGAUACUAACCAGUUGUCAUCACUCCCAUCCAUCGAUCGUGCGAUACACAAGAGUUAUAGCAUUUGUAAUAUAAACGAGAUAUCAAACAACGAUGAAUUCACUAAUAUUACUAACACUGCUAAUAUCACUGACAACUCGUGUGUGUCCCGUCCUUCUCCCGAUCACAGGCAACAAGACGAGGCAUCUAUAAGUCCAUCUUGUCCACUUCCGGCUGUUCCCUCCAUGGUUUCAAAAGUCUGUCAGGUACCAACGACCAAGGCACAGCCCGCAGUGUCAUUGCAUCGAAGAUCCAGUGACUCUGACCUGAGCAUCACCCCCAAAGGUAAUUCUCUUGGAACUGAUAGGUCAAUGACUGGAUUCCUAAAGACACCCACGGCUGUGAUAAGAACUAUGAACCAGGAUGCUUUUGAAAUGUUAGAGUAUCCCUUUCUUACUAUGCAACAAUAUCCGCCCGGAUUUAUCCUCCAUUUCGGUGGUCUUGUAAGCUCAAGGUCAGUCAAGCUACUGGAGAGGAUCAGUAAUUUAGAGGAGCCUGAGAGUCGAGAUAGCUGGUGGAAAGAAGUUAGAAUGGAAGUUCGUUCUCAUGCUAGAGCAUUGGCCUGCAACGUAGUCAUCGGUUAUAGGGAGGAAACUAGUAUUUGUGACGACGUCUGCGUGUUGAACGCUUAUGGUACCGCAGCCGUCAUUAAUUUGCACAGUUCGAGUCAGGAUGCCGAUAAUGUGUUCGUUAGCAAAGGACAAUCGGGAACAGUAAUAAAUCCCGCGGAAAUAGAAAAGUCCCAACAGAAACCCGUACCUGUAAAAGCAGAGAAAAGCGAAACAGACUCGUCAAUAACGACCUCUGCUCAUACAAGUGGUAAAGUAAGACACACCUCAGAAAGCAAAGACCACGACGCUCAAUUUCAAAGUAAAUGUAGCCUUUGCCACCUGCCCUACAACGAGACGAGCGUGCCUUUUCAUGUGAGCGUAUCCAAAUGUGCAAUAUGCAAGCGAGCUAGGGUACCAGAUGUGAUGUUUACUACCAUAGAACUCCCGGAGAAUGUUGCGAUGACUGGAAGGGGGUGUAUAAUACAAGCCACCGUGUGCAAAAAUAAAAAAGACCUCAGAGGAGAGUUGAAUGCGAAAGAGAUAUCAGAUUGCUUGCCAUUUUUAGAGUACGAGCUGCAUAGUUUGCUGCUAAACAAAUUAAAAGUUAAGGGAAUGAACGCCAUUUUCGGCCUGAAGCUACAAGUCUCUGUCGGGGAACGGUUGAUCAUUGGUAUGGCUGUAGGUAGCGCUGUCUUUCUGACUGCUUUGCCUACUCCUUCGGUGCCACAAAUUGCUUCUGGGAAUUCUUGGCACAAGGAGGAACAGCUAGCAGAAAUCCAGAAAACUUUGUUGGAGACAGUCAAGAAAAAUAGAGAGUUCUAUCGACUUAAACCUGUUGCGGAUGUUGAAAAUGGUCGAGUUCCAACUUCGGACACCGACGAGUCUGACGAGGAGCUGCCUGACUUGGAUUUCAGCGUCGGUACGAGGGAUACUUGUGUAUUAGAAGUCGAUGACAUAGAGGAUAUGGAUAGAAUAUCGUUGUUAAUGGAUGAUAGACCUCCUGACGACUUUCAUGUAGUAAAUACUCAAACGAUCCCAGGACUCGAUGAGCUGGAGAUCGUUAGGAAUUUACAGAUGUUCACACAGAUCUCUAGGACGAAGAUUCCUACAGGGCAGUUCGCGUCCAUGCCCUCGAAAUGUUUCGCUAAACUACUUCAGUCGGUGUACUUCAAGUUGAGGAAAAUGAUUCCGUGUGCCCUUUGCGACAUGCAGUUUAAGUUAGCCCUUCCUGAACCAGACGAGAUACAGUUCACGGUGAUAGGCAUGGCUCUUGGUUUAGGUGAUCCUGUUAAAAUGAAUAAGCCCAGAAAGAAGCUAAUAACCCAUUCUAUGAGCAAAGAUCAGGUGAAAAAAUCUGAUGACACUGACAUGAUAUUUAAUUUGGAUGUGGACCAUGCCGAAAUUUCAUCCGACAAUGCAUCCAGCAGUGUCACAGUAAACUCCUCUAACUUAGUUAACACUGUAGGAUUAAAGUCUAGAACUCGUUCACCAUUGCGAUCUAAGAUUCACACAACGCAUAAACACAAACAUGUGCCUCUAAAAGGGAGAUACGGUGUAGAUAUAACUCCCCUUUCAUAUCUACCUGGUGGCCGGAUAGAAAGGUAUCUAGGGAACUUGAACUUUUUCUUUAUCCGUGAGAGUACGUCAAUCAGAGAGAACGGUGGUUUGAGUGGGUUCACGCACAGUUUUAUAAUGGAGGUUCUUGCAAUAGUUCGGUCACACAUAACGGCCUUGGGAGGCAAUGCCAUGGUGGCGUUUUUUAUGACCAAGUGUGUGCUGCUCCAUAGUCCCCAUAAAAAUCAAGGACAGAGCUUGAUAAAUGUUGGCGGGGACGUGGUGUCAGUGUCGUACUUCGCAAACGAAAAGCACUGUGGAACUUCAAACUGCUGACCCCAGCCUCCUCAUUCGGCACCACCAUAGCUGCAUUGCGAAAACCAACGCCGGAAGUUCGAUUUUUCGGCGAACGUUAUUGGUCGACCAGGACGCGCCGCGACUUAUUAUCCUGUGAUAGGAUAGGGCUUGUAAAUAUUCGAAAUUUUAGCAUAAGUACUUAAAUCCUCGAGUCGUGGCAAUCAAGGUCGAUGGUAGAUAACGCUCACACGUGUCAUUUUAGCCGAGUCCAGCGGUUCUAGCGUAAAUACUAAGCGAUCUCACGACGCACAUGCGCGAUCCAGCGAUUCUAGACAUACGUAAAGCUUUGAUGAUCAUUAGGAGGUGCCUUCAGAAUUGUAUAUAAAGGUUUGCGGAGGAUCGUUUUCACCCACCCAACAGCAUUGUAGGGACCGUUACAGGCAAACUAUACAUAUGAUUAGGGCAUCUGAGAAGAGCUCAAUUUUCCCCUCAGUUUUAAUCAGACGCGAUUUGAUUAUCCUUUAAUCUUUGGAGGGUCAGCAUUAAAAGUUCAAUUUCAUUAAUAUUCAAAAUUAAAUUUCAUUUUAAUCAUCUUUGUAGGAGGAGCAAGGAUACAUUAUAUUUAUAAUAUCUGUUGAUUUUAAUCAACAUUUUCAGCAUGUGCAAAUUAAAUAAGAAUCUCAUUUUCGGUCGCUAUAGUGACCAGCCGGGCCCAUUAAAUGUUUAAAAAUCGAUGAGAUUGAUGGAUUUGUUUCCUUGAGUGCCAUAGAAUGUGUUCGAAGAUGAAGAACGAAAAUGGCGUAGGAGUAUACAUACGUUCAUUAUACCUGAUUACUUGCAAUAUUUUUAAUUGUUAACGAUCGAUAUCAACGCCGGGAACGUCUGUUUCCGUUGACGUGGGGUAGGAAUGUCAAUGGCCUGUAAAAAGUCGAAAUUUUGUAGAUAAUAGAACGAUAAAGAAUCCGCGAAACUAUUUUCCACCUAUGACGGAGGGAACAAGAGUCUUGAAUGUGUUUUAUCUGGGAGCUGCACGAAUCGUGGUGAACUAGAUUAUCGGUUAGGGUUACGAAAUAUACCUUGUACAUUGGAUUGUUAUGUAUGUGUCUUGAACAUUUUACACUCGGUUGUUGUUUGUCGUUAACAAAAAUCAGUCACCCUGUGGACGUGCAUUGUGAAACAAGUUUUGCGUUUUAUUUUUACACAGUCGUUAAUCACUCUGUCCCUGUUGCAACGCGAUCAAAUAAAAUUUUCGUCGAAGUGAA
This is a messenger RNA of Megalopta genalis, 7556 nucleotides long. Its product is annotated as C2 domain-containing protein 5. The record is from RefSeq and is a predicted model, not a curated record. Gene Ontology annotation, biological process: intracellular protein transmembrane transport; positive regulation of D-glucose transmembrane transport; positive regulation of protein targeting to membrane. Gene Ontology annotation, molecular function: calcium-dependent phospholipid binding; calcium ion binding. Lineage: Eukaryota; Metazoa; Arthropoda; Insecta; Hymenoptera; Halictidae. Gene Ontology annotation, cellular component: plasma membrane.